CACACUACCUAUAUAUAUGCUACUACUAUAGUACGAUUAUCGUAUUGGGGUCAUAGCUCAGUGGUAGAGUGAGGGAUUGCAGCUCCCCAGGUCACUGGUUCAAAUCCGGUUGGCCCCUUUAUUUUUUACGAACCAUUUUAUCAUUUUGAGAAAUGAACCUGAUAAAAUGGCAAACCAAAGGCUAUUUCCUUUCGACUUAAAAUCAAGUGUAUGUGCUAGUGUGGAUGAUGUCUACCUAAUUUUGACAUCCUACUUGCACCCAGUUCGUUCGUAUGCCAAGAAUGGUCCCAAUUAGACUGCAAAGAAUCAGCAUUAACUGAUUAUUUACGUGUUUCAGGAACCUGAUUCGAACCAACAUCAAUUUCGUCAAAUAAAGGAAGAAUAGCGAGUAGAGUGUCAUAUAUGUUAAUUAUGAACGAUUUUUAAUUUUGCAGAAGAAUUCUUCCAUCAUUAAUUUGAUAUACUUAUACUUUUACUAAGUAAAUGUCCAUGAAUCCGUUGUGGUCCAACGGCUAGGAUUCGUCGCUUUCACCGACGCGGCCGGGGUUCGACUCCCCGCAACGGAAACUUUUUUUACAGUCUUUUCUUUAUAUUUUGUUCUUUAUUGCUUAUAUAGAAAGAGCGAUGAAAGUUGCAUUGAAGCUUUUAAUUGCGCCUUUCAAUCUCUCAUUAUUGAAUGUUCCUUAUAGCCUGUUUCCUUAUUUCUCGCUACCAACUAGAAGGAAGUUCGCUGUUCUAAUGAAUGCCAUUGAGUAAAUAGCUACAUCGAAUAGGCCGUUUCGUGAUACAGAGGACUCUUGGUCUUUCCUUUUUUUCUAAAAAAAAAAAAAAAAAAAAAGGAGUGAUUUCUUAGUUAGAGCUACAAUAUCUUUGGUUGUAUAUUCAGGCGUAGGCGCCAGAGGGCUUGGUGAAAGUAAAGCAAUUCCUUUAUGCUAAAUUGAGUUGCCAUAAGCUCACUUAACCUAUUUCAUUGCAAAUGAUUUGACCUAAGUGAACAACUAAACAUACAGCUCGUUAUUUAUAUUAAAAGGAAUUGUUCAAUCAUAGACAACAUCAGUCUUCUCAAGAACGUAGGAGGUUUUCGUCAGAAUGAUUCUCUCCCUUUAUACUUUCCAUUUCUAAUAAUUCUCAGAUAUUUUUAUUAACUUAUUUAAUUUCUGACGUACGCUUCUAAGUUAUGGUGACUACUUGCACUGAAGUCGAAAGUAAAUUUCUCUGACGCUUGUGUUCGAUUCUUUUGAGGAUAAUACUCGUUUAGAGAUGUUCUAGAAUCUCUUCUUUCAAUUGCUAUCGUGGAUUCUUGUGAACUAUUUGAGCACCUUCUUAGGAAUGCUGCUUUGCAACUCUUCAGCUCAGAUGUUCACUAACUCUUAUCCACUUAAAAAAGCAAUUGAGUGUGUUCUAAGUCAAAUAUAAAAGUUGUUUAUGAUCCGAUCCUUACUUUUUUACAAGUUUUUUGAAUCUAACUCGUUCGUUACCUUUCAGUACCAAAUAUGCGUUUCGUUUAAAAUGCGCUUUUGGAUAUGGGGGGUAUUUGCGAGGAUUCAUCUGAACGGAAGCUAGAAUUAAAUACAACUAAAUACCAUACAUUUCUUACCUCAUGUUCCGAUAUAUGUGACAAGCUUCAUAUCUUCCUUGUUUCCUGAGAUAUUCAGAAAGUAAAACUUUGUUAUCUUAGUCAAUGUUGAAAUAGUCGUGAUUUUGAAUGGUAUUGAUUUCAAUAUAAUUCAACUUGAAAGGACGAUAUAUAACGAUGUUUAUUUUCCUGAUGUUCGUCAACGAUUCGUUAUAACAUUAUGCGUCUACCACAUGGAAAAAUAUCAUUUAUAUGAAAAAUUUUUUAUUCAUUCUUUAUUAUUUUCUGAUUUAGUCUUCUCAAACUUUUCUCAAUAAAAGAAAACGAAAUCUUCUCUAAAACGAUAUGCCUCGAAAUAUAACGAUAUCAGUCCUGGAAUAAAGGUAGGGACGAACCGUUCAGAGCUAUAUCGUCUCGCUUCUUAAUUAAAGAGUACUUUACUUUUUGAGUUUUCACAAUCGUUUUCUUAAAAAUUUUUCUUUUCUUAUAUUCGAGACUUCAUUUUUCGCUAUAUUUCCAUCUCUAAAACAGAUUGCCAUUCAUGUCUUCUUCGCGUGCAUUAACCAACUUUCUCACAAGAUUUAAAGGGAAACCGCAUACACCGGAAUUUCGAGCAUAUUGCUACAAUAAAGAAAAACCGGUGUCCUUCCUCCAUGAUGUACCUUUAUUUUCAAAAGAAGGAACCUUGAAUAUGGUUGUGGAAAUUCCUCGCUGGACGCAGGCAAAAUGUGAAAUUUCAAAUACAAUUCCUUUCAACCCGAUAGUUCAUGAUAUGAAGAAUGAGAAAAUUCGGUAUGUACAAAACUGUUUCCCGUAUCACGGUUACAUAUGGAAUUAUGGAGCAUUUCCCCAGACAUUUGAGGAUCCAAAUAAGUUGGACGCACACACCAAUUUAAAAGGAGAUGGUGAUCCAAUUGACGUAUGUGAAAUUGGAGAAGCCAUUGGACAUCUCGGAGAAAUCAAACAAGUCAAAGUUUUGGGGGCGUUGGCACUUUUGGAUCAAAACGAAACAGACUGGAAAAUUCUGACCAUCGAUGUCAAUAAUCCCAUGGCAAACAGUCUUAAUGACAUCGACGAUGUUAAAAAACUCAUGCCUCGUUUGUUAACAUGCACCCGUGAUUGGUUUGCAGUAUAUAAACUUCCUGAUGGUAAACCAAGGAAUGUAUUUGGUCUUUCUGGGGAAUUUCUUCCAAAAAGUAUUGCUAUGGAAAUCAUUAACGAAUGCCAUGCUAGCUGGAAAACAGGCUCACAGAGAGCUGACUAUAUUAAUUCGUUCCAGGAAAAUUCUGAAAAAGCUACAAGAAUUACCCAGGCUGUAGAUGAAAUGCAGGAAAGCCAGUUGCCAAAAAGUUUUGCUUUUCCCUCAUCAGGCUAUUAUUAUCAGUUACCUGAAUAGGCCUUUUUGAGACAGUUUCCUCUAACAUAUUCCCAUGCCGUAUGACAUUGUUUUGUUUUUUUUUAAAUGUUUUGCAUAUCCCCGAGUCUUUCCAUGGUUGCAGUAUCUUUUUUUUUUCUUUUUUGGAGUACUAAUAUCAUAAUUUAAAUGAUUUUUGCGAUCGUGUAAGGAGUUUCAAACUAAACUGCGUUGCUCGUAAAUAAAGGCAUCCUGCUCUCACGAAAUGACAGGACUGGGUUUACGAAAGGAACAAUUUCCUCAGCGUGGGUAGUUCCUGGUUCAUUAGUCAAGUCAUCCAUGUUGUAAAAAUCAGCUGAGUGAUUCCUACGCUUAUUAUGCUUUCUGCUAUAGUCUUCAUUACAGAGAGGGCACGAUGCUUUUGAUGUAGUCAUCCAUGUGUCUAUACAUUGAGCGUGGAAAAUGUGCCUACAAGGAAGGAGACGUAAGUAGUCAUCAUAGUCAUAAUUUGCAUAACAGAUUGUGCAAAAAUCCUCCUCGUCUUCUUCUUGGUUUACACCAUCUUCUCUAAAGCAACUCCCCUUUGCUUGGUCACAAGUGUUUUUUUCAUUGUAAGGUUUCGAUUCGGUGGAGUCGUUUUCCGAACAUUUGGUGCCGGUUGAAUUCAUCGACAUUCCUAAAAGAAAAGGAUCUUUGUCGAAUGUAGGUGGAGCUUUAUCAAUUGGAAGGUUAUCACAUUGUACAUUUUGUUUAUUUUGCUCUGUUCUUCUCUGGUAAAGCCAAUCUCUGUAAGUCAUUACUGAAGAUAAGUAGCCCAAUUCGUUUUGGGACAAUGUGGGAGGCUGUUGCCUAUGGCGAGGGAUAUUAUACCCUAACAUAUGAUGAAGUCUUUCCGUUGGGAACGCUGUAGGAGGCCUUGAAUUGCUCAUUCUGUUGGUCCGAAUUAGAGGAAGUACAUCAUCGUCUUCUUCAUCAAAGUCGAGAAAAUGAAAGCAAGUCAGGCAAUAGCGACAGAGGUAAAUUAAUAUGAGGUUAAAGAAAAUAACUGAAAAUAUAAUGGCGACCGCAAAUGGCAAGACAUCAUUAUUUCCUUCUGGAGGAAUAUCUUCAUUUACUGUCAUGGAGUUAUAGUUCUCCAUCGCAAUCUUUUGUGUCUAUUGCAAGAACGGCAGAAUAAUCUUUUGCAAUAAAUUUAAAGGAAUUUUAAGAUUCGAAUUUACGUAGACAUGUAUGAUAAAGCACUCAGUGAAAGCGAUGCUCAUUCCUCCCUUUCUACCAAGACUUGUAAACAAACAAGCAACCACGAAAUACAUUUUAGAGGAAGGAAGAUUGUAAAGAAUAAGAACUAAAAAAUAAAAUAAAAUAAAAUAAACAUAAACGUC
Messenger RNA from Schizosaccharomyces octosporus yFS286, 4312 nucleotides. Its product is annotated as inorganic diphosphatase. The transcript has 3 exons. The record is from RefSeq and is a predicted model, not a curated record. Gene Ontology annotation, biological process: phosphate-containing compound metabolic process. NCBI's taxonomy places the organism in Eukaryota, Fungi, Ascomycota, Schizosaccharomycetes, Schizosaccharomycetales, Schizosaccharomycetaceae. Gene Ontology annotation, cellular component: nucleus; cytoplasm. Gene Ontology annotation, molecular function: magnesium ion binding; inorganic diphosphate phosphatase activity. The coding region runs from base 2118 to 2972 and encodes 284 amino acids.